AUGACUGACGAAGAAAAACAGGAUGUAGCUGUUGAAUUUGGUCUGAAUGCUGUGGAUCCUGAUUAUCAAAGCCGAGGCAUUGGAACACUGUUAUAUAAUGGAGCUGUACGUAUUGCAAAAGAAUAUUUCAAUGCACAACGUGUUUAUUCUUAUAUCAUACGGAGUAAACGAAAUCAAAUUGAAUGGUGUUUACGACAAGGUUUUAUGGAUACGGGACGAUUGGUAUCUUUGCCACCCGAAGUACAACUUCAAGCGAAAGUAGAUCUAGACGAACUUAAAGUUUCUGUUUUAACAAAACGCUUACAAUAA
This is a messenger RNA of Rotaria sordida, 309 nucleotides long. NCBI's taxonomy places the organism in Eukaryota, Metazoa, Rotifera, Eurotatoria, Philodinida, Philodinidae. The record is from the annotation of a GenBank genome assembly.